Molecule: messenger RNA, 3609 nt
Organism: Zootoca vivipara (common lizard)
Lineage: Eukaryota; Metazoa; Chordata; Lepidosauria; Squamata; Lacertidae
Gene: CDK9
Product: cyclin dependent kinase 9
Biological process (GO): protein phosphorylation
Cellular component (GO): nucleus
Molecular function (GO): cyclin-dependent protein serine/threonine kinase activity; ATP binding; RNA polymerase II CTD heptapeptide repeat kinase activity
Source: RefSeq, a predicted model, not a curated record
UGGCGUGCGUGGCGGCGGGACGAGGGGAACUGCACAGAAAUGGAGCGGCCGGGCGGAAGCGCUCCCGGAAACGUGCCGCUGCGCCCCUCGGACGGAGGCCGGCGGCAGCCAGAAGAGAUCAGGGGCGCCGGCUCCGCCAUGGCCAAGCAGUACGACGCGGUGGAGUGUCCCUACUGCGACGAGGUCUCCAAGUACGAGAAGCUGGCCAAGAUUGGGCAAGGCACCUUCGGGGAAGUGUUCAAAGCAAAACAUCGUCAAACAGGCAAAAAAGUUGCAUUGAAGAAGGUGUUGAUGGAGAAUGAAAAAGAGGGGUUCCCCAUCACAGCCCUACGGGAGAUCAAAAUCCUCCAACUACUCAAGCAUGAAAACGUCGUGAAUCUCAUUGAGAUCUGCAGGACCAAAGCCUCUCCGUACAACCGCUGCAAGGGCAGCAUCUACCUGGUAUUUGACUUCUGCGAGCAUGACCUGGCUGGACUCCUCAGCAAUGCCCACGUCAAGUUUACACUUUCGGAGAUCAAGAAAGUCAUGCAAAUGCUCCUGAACGGCCUGUACUACAUCCACCGUAAUAAGAUCUUGCAUCGGGACAUGAAAGCAGCCAAUGUGCUUAUCACCCGUGAUGGUGUUCUGAAGCUGGCCGACUUUGGCCUGGCUCGGGCCUUCAGCCUGGCAAAGAACAGCCAGCCCAAUCGCUACACUAACAGGGUGGUGACUUUGUGGUAUCGUCCUCCGGAGCUGCUCCUGGGGGAACGAGAUUAUGGACCACCCAUUGAUCUCUGGGGCGCAGGAUGCAUAAUGGCAGAGAUGUGGACCCGAAGCCCCAUCAUGCAGGGAAACACAGAACAGCACCAGCUCACUCUCAUCAGCCAGCUUUGUGGAUGCAUAACCCCGGAGGUGUGGCCAAACAUGGAUAAGUACGAACUGUAUGAGAAGCUGGACCUGCCGAAAGGGCAGAAGCGCAAGGUGAAGGAGCGGCUAAAGGCGUACGUCAAAGACCCAUAUGCUCUGGAUCUCAUAGAUAAGCUGCUGGUCCUGGAUCCUGCCCAAAGGAUAGAUAGCGAUGACGCCCUGAAUCAUGACUUCUUCUGGUCCGACCCUAUGCCCUCGGAUCUCAAAAACAUGCUCUCCACCCAUAACCAAUCCAUGUUUGAGUACCUGGCUCCUCCCAGGAGGAGGGGUGGGCAUAUGCCACAGCAGCCGGCCAAUCAGGGCAGGAAUCCAGUGGCGACCAAUCAGACAGAGUUCGACAGAGUGUUCUGAUGGCUGUGGACCAAGAACAAGAAUGGAGUACCGGUUUCCAAUGGAAUAACGAAAAUGAUUUGUUUCAGCUGUUUUUUUUUUACUGUUGCAAAACAAAACAAAACAAAAACUGGUGGGAAGAGAACAAAACAGCUGUGUGUCUGUGUUUUAGGAGCUGCAGGGCUAGAUUAAACACUGGAUAGGUGUGUAGAUUUCUGCCUAGCUGGGCUAUCACAGACUGAAUUGCGGCUUUUCUGUGCUUGUUGAUUUCUAAAGUACUGAAACAAUAUCGAACUUUUUUUUAAAAAAAAUCCAUUGGUUCUAUGAAUUUGCACUGCUAGGAAAGUGUGUAUCUGGUGUGCAGGAGCAUGGAGCAGAAUGGGUAGGGUCUUGUGUCCAAGAAUGGCUGCUGACUUUGGAUCAUACCGUGGGGCCUGUCCACUUCUGCCAGCAAGCUCCACACGUGUUGUGGCGGUGGGUUGGUUAGGGUGGCCAGGAAGCAAGCUGCAGAUCUCCCAGGCUUUGGUAACAGAGGUAGCCUUCCCGUGGUGGCAGAGAAGAAUGCGGACCCAUCCUUGAGCCACUGUAGGAUGGCCAUCUAACCAGUGUUUCUUAGAGGUCCCCAGCUGUUGGACUACAAGUCCCAUCAUGCCUGACCACUGGUCAUCCUAGCUAUGGAUGAUGGGAGUUGUAGUCUAACAGGUGGUCACCCAAGUUUGAGAAACUGAAUUCUAAUCUUUUUGCUGAACCACUACGUAGCUCUGCCAUGGAUUUUGUAGACUUCAAGCUUUAUUAUUAUUAUUAUUAAAAAGUCACAACAGCAGGCAGUAAAUGCUCACUUACUUGGGCCUAACAAGGCAAGAGGUCUGAUGACUUUCCACCCUGGGAAUGGGUGGGGAUACUUACCUGUAUUAUACUUUUAUCAUGUUCUGGUCUUUUUCUAAAUAGCUCAACUGUAAUAAUAAAAGGUAUUUGCAUAUAUAUUUGGUACUGUGUAAGAGUUUCUUUAUUUUUUAGAUUGCAGAGUUGGCCAGCGGUGUGGUAUGGUAGUUAAAAGUCUCAGAUUAGGUGUGGAGUACAAAUUCUCCCUUUUGGAGCUGAAUGACUUUGGACCUGUCUGUCUGUCUGUCUGUCUCUCAUAUGCCUGCACACACACACAUUAUCUCUUGGCUUACCUCACUUGCAGGGUGGAUAUGAAGAUAAAAUGGAACAACUAUGUAUGUCAUUUUGAACUCCUCUGAGAAAAUGUGGGAUAAAAGAAAUCAAUAAUAAGUAAAUACCAUUCUGAUCAGGAGGUUUGGAAUGAAGAGUGCUGAUUGAUCUUCUCUUAGAAGUUACAACUGUGAUCGUUCUGUCCAGUGGAAUACCCAAAAAUAGGGCAUAUUGGGGCAGGGAGGGGGCCUGCUGGGAAGGAAUACACAGUCUCCCCUCUAUAUCGCAUCCAACCACCUGCCAGUCCUCAGAUGAUGGCUUUCAGCCAGUCAGAUCCUACUCCACAGACCUCUAAGGGAAUUGCAACUAGAAUACUUUAAAAGGAGGUGUUAACCCACAUUAACAGUACGGGUGUACUGCUAAAUUUUAUUUGGUAUUGUAAAAUGUAUAUUAACUCUCAAAAAAUAAUUCUUUGGCCUGAAUUUAGUUUAAAAGGGCAUGCAUUUCUGCCUUUGGUUUUUGGGUGGAGAUGAUACAGCCAGAUUACACUGCUGCACUAAAUUAUACUGGGAAUCUCUUUUUGUUUUAUGUGGCAACAAACGCUUCCUCACUAGUGAACCCAGCCAGAUGGGAGGGGUAUAAAUAAUAAAGUAGUUUUUGUUAAUCUAUAUCGAAAUGAUAGAUUGGAUGAGAACAUGAAACAUUGGAUGAUAACAGGGUAGUUUCUUACACAGCUCUGACAGAAUAGUGCCUCAACAUUUUACUCAAAUCCCUGCUGCUGUCACUUUCAGAGAUGUUUUGUUAAAAAAAAGCAGCUGGGAAUUGUGGCCACUUGAUGGUCUAAAUGGACUUUGGGUGCUAAGGGUUAAAAUGUGGGUAGACCGGCCAAAGCCAAAGGGAAGAUUAAGGAUUUCGAAUACGUUUGCUUUGCAAGGUUGAGCAGGGUGGAGAGAAACCGCUCACCUUGUGCAGGGGAGGAAGGCUUGGUAUGUCAGAGGGUAUCAGAACAUAUCAGAGAAGUGCAGUGCAGUGUAGUGGUUAGAGUCUUGGACAGAGACCUAGGGACCAGGGUUCAAAUCCCUGUCGAUCUUGGGCCAAUCACUCUCAGCCUAAGUUUUCUCAUAGGGUUGUUGUGAGGAUAAAAUGGGGAGCGGGAAAACUCUAUGCUGCUUGAAAGACAGGUGGCACACAAAUGUAAUUAAUCAGUGCUUUUUUUCCCGG